GGGCUAGAGACUACUAGUAAGGUGGUUUCCCCUAGAAAAAACAUAAAAAAAGAGUAGUUAGGUGGUUAAAUUUUAGAGAAAAUGAUUGAGAAUAACGCGUAAUAUGUGAGUGAUCGAUUCGAGUGUGUUUUAAUUUGUCUCCGCAAUCUCCUGCUGCCUAUCCACUCCUUUAUCCUUAUCUCCUUUUCAUUCUUUCUUCUCUCCAACUACUCACAAAUAACACAUAGAGAUAAUCAACCAUGGCUUUUGCCGGAACAACUCAGAAGUGUAUGUCUUGUGACAAAACAGUUUAUCUAGUUGAUAAGUUGACUGCAGAUAACCGAAUUUACCACAAAGGUUGCUUCAGAUGCCACCAUUGCAAAGGAACCCUCAAGCUUAGCAACUAUAAUUCUUUUGAGGGAGUUCUUUACUGCAGGCCACACUUUGACCAACUCUUCAAAAGAACCGGCAGUCUUGACAAAAGCUUUGAAGGAACACCAAAAAUUGCUAAACCAGAAAAAAGUAGUUAUAAUGAGAAACCUGCAGCAGCCAAAGUGUCAAGCAUGUUUGGUGGAACCAGAGAGAAAUGUUCUGGUUGUCAGAAAACAGUAUAUCCCACUGAAAAGGUUAGUGUGAAUGGAACACCUUAUCACAAGAGUUGUUUCAAAUGCAUUCAUGGAGGGUGUGUUAUAAGUCCUUCCAAUUACAUAGCACACGAAGGAAAACUGUAUUGCAAACAUCACCAUGUUCAACUGAUUAAGGAGAAGGGGAAUUUAAGCCAGCUUGAAGGUGACCAUGAGAAGAAUGCUAACAGUGAAGUUGCUGCAGCUGACUAAGACAUGAAAUGAGAUCAUUGAGUUUUGACAAAAGAUCACUAUAUUUUAUGUUAGCUCUACUGCUUAAUUUACUGUUACUUGGUACUGUCAUUUAUUGUUGUGGCAAAUAAGGUUUUGUUAGGGGUGUUUGAGUCUCAGUCAUUUGUUUUUGUGUUGAGAGAUUAAAAUGAAAGAUUUUUUAACAGUCUUGUUAAUUGAUUGAACAACAUAUUACAAAGAAUUACAAAUGAAUAUUAUAUAUAAGAUUGAGUAACUCUCAAUAUCCCUUAACACUAGACUAA
Cicer arietinum (chickpea) is the source of this 1096-nucleotide messenger RNA. Its product is annotated as LIM domain-containing protein WLIM1-like. Lineage: Eukaryota; Viridiplantae; Streptophyta; Magnoliopsida; Fabales; Fabaceae. The record is from RefSeq and is a predicted model, not a curated record.